Molecule: messenger RNA, 889 nt
Organism: Camellia sinensis
Lineage: Eukaryota; Viridiplantae; Streptophyta; Magnoliopsida; Ericales; Theaceae
Cellular component (GO): endoplasmic reticulum membrane
Source: RefSeq, a predicted model, not a curated record
CUUUCAUUGGCCAUUUCGGUAGUAACAUUCAACAUUCAACACCACCAUCUGUCUGCAACAACCACACCACACCCAGCGACAGAUUAAAAAUCAAAAGAGAGAGAAGAUACAUAUAACAUAUAUAUAUAUAUAUAGAGAGAGAGACACACACACGCACACACAUAUAGAAAAAUGGCGAAUUUGUAUGUGAAAGCUGUGCCACCGACGGAUCUGAACAGGAACACCGAAUGGUUCACGUACCCUGGGGUGUGGACGACCUACAUACUCAUCCUCUUCUUCUCAUGGCUCGUCGUCCACUCCGUCUUCGGUUGCUCCCCUGGCAUGGCCUGGACCAUCGUCCAUCUCUGUCAUUUUCUCGUUACGUAUCAAUUCUUUCAUUGGAAGAAGGGGACACCAUUUGCUGAGGACCAGGGUAUCUACAAUAGGUUGACUUGGUGGGAGCAAAUAGAUAGUGGGAAGCAGCUAACUCGCAAUAGAAAGUUUCUCACUGUUGUACCUGUGGUCCUGUACUUGAUAGCCUCACACACGACUGACUACCAACACCCUAUGCUAUUCUUCAACACACUGGCAGUUUUUGUGUUGGUGGUUGCCAAGUUCCCACACAUGCACAAGGUCCGUAUUUUUGGAAUCAAUGCGGAUCAGUGAGUCAAGGUCCGCUCAAACAAUGCAAAUUACAUUUAAAACUCUAGUUACAAUGUUUUGAUCACUGUGGCGUUUUCCAUGUAAUGAGAUUAUCCCUGUACAGAUGUUGAUACUGUAAAGGGUGUAUUAUUUUUCUUCUUAUUAAGCAAUUUUCACUUGGUAACAUGAUAUCUUUGUAGAAGCUGAAUUUUCUGGAAUUGCUCAAAUAUACACAGUCUCUGUCACUUAACUUUCGAAAAACACUAAA